Molecule: messenger RNA, 726 nt
Organism: Rhizoctonia solani
Lineage: Eukaryota; Fungi; Basidiomycota; Agaricomycetes; Cantharellales; Ceratobasidiaceae
Product: major facilitator superfamily transporter
Exons: 4
Coding region: 1-726 (241 amino acids)
Cellular component (GO): membrane
Molecular function (GO): transmembrane transporter activity
Source: RefSeq, a predicted model, not a curated record
AUGAGUCAAACAACGGCACCGGUCAUCGAACUCGAUGUGCUACCGCGCCUUGAACAUGGUAUAACCCUCGACCAUACCAAGAGCACAUACGCACGAAGCCCUGAACUACUCACUGGCAACUCUGACGGGGAUCGCUUUCCUCGAGAUGAAGAUACGGCAAAUCCAAACUACAUGGACAUGACCAUGGUGGGCUCGGGUCAUACUUUGGUCGAUACAGCUCAGCCCAGUCAGACCUUACGACUACAUAUUGGGAAUGUGAUAAUUGAAGAGAAAGUCCUGUAUUUGGUGGGGUCCUGCAUAGGUAUUUUUGCUGCAGGCCUCAACUUCACUGCAACAGGAGCCAAUUUACCGUCAUUCCAAAAGUUUUAUCAGCUGUCUUACCAGACAGUUUUGCUGGUAUUCCUUGCGAGCUUUGGAGGCUACCUAGUAUCAUGUCUACUCAACUCAGUUCUUCAGAGUGUAAUUGGAACGUGUAAUGUUUUAUUGAUGGCUAGCGCCUUGCACGGCAGCAGGGCUUUACUAAUAUCCUUUGCCCCACCGUUCCCGGUUGUGGUAAUAGGGCUUACCCUCAUGGGCUUUGGUGGAGGAUUUUAUGAAGCGUGCCUCACCAGUGUUGUCACGACUAAGCUUGGACCUAUGAUACAAGUAGGUUUAAAGUCCGUGGCCCUAUCACCAAUGGACUAUGAGAACAAGAGGGGCAACAAAGGCCCAGGGGGUAUGAUGUAG